Acanthoscelides obtectus is the source of this 1503-nucleotide messenger RNA. The record is from the annotation of a GenBank genome assembly. Lineage: Eukaryota; Metazoa; Arthropoda; Insecta; Coleoptera; Chrysomelidae.
AUGGCGGCGGUGGCACUCAAGCUUUUGGCAAAACAAGAAUCGAAAGAUGUCUUAACCAAGAUUUUGGGCAGCACACUUCUAGAUACCGUAUGUUUUUUGGCAAAACAGGCAUUACCGUUUAUUUUGAAGUUCAGUUGCCAACGCUUUCCUGACCGGUAUACUCCGGUUCAAAACCUUGGUAGUCUUGAUAGGUAUCAUACGUACACCACUUUGGAUAGAUACUGCAGGACGGCUACACCAACGGACAUUAGGUACCACACCCUUUCAACCGACAAGCACUCCACGGGCGGUCGAUACACCCCCGUGGAAAAGUACCAGGGCGGUACCACCGAAAGGCAUCGGCACCACCAUACUCACCACCAAUCGGCGCAGAACGUUUGCUUUGCAGCAAGCGAGUCCAGGCGAAGGAGCAACGGAUCCAAGCAGGACGUGUACAAAGUCAGAGAGAGGUCCUCCAGUUCGGAUAGGAAGGACAGGCAAGAUAGGGAGGAUAGGCAGGCGAGCACAGGGUACCACCGGUUGGAACAGUACGUCGCGGAUAGGUUUCCUACAAUUCCCUGCCCCGAAAGGUUCGCCACGAAAGAAAAACCGGACCACCUGUUCUCCAUGGCACCGUCAAGCACGCCUAGCAGUUACCUGGAGCCACCGUCUCCGGCGCCGGUGUCCGCCUCCGAGCGCCGGUUUGCUCCGCCUGCGCCUCCCUCGCUAUCUCCGGAUCACGCCCACCACGAGGACUCCACCCCCUCCCCGGAUUGCUUCGCCAACAAUGCUUUCCCAUCACCCACCGCGCAAGGGGGCUUGGUGCCGGCGGCCACCGAAAGAUUCGCGCCACCUCCGCCGCUGUCGCCUUCGCCCACCGAACAACAGCACCACCACCACCCACAACGGUACGCGCCGGCUGUAUCGCCGAAGAAGCUGGAGAGGUACGAGAAGCGAUACCACCAUCAUCAACCGCAGCAGCAACAACAACAGCAAACAGCGACGUCCGCCACUACAACUACAGCAACAAUUGCCGUUACUGCUGCUGGCGUUGUAGCUGUUAACGGUGCAGGAGAGAGGUUUUCUCACAAGGAUAGGUACCAAAAUUACUCGGAACGGUACCCCUCCGUCAGCUACCACACGGACAAAUUUGUACAUAACGACACCCGAUACAACUCAAAUCCGAACAACAGCGGAGGCGAGCGGUACAUCCCUCCGAACGCACACACACCCGUCGAGCGGUACAUCCCUCAACCCCAAGAACCAUACUACGGAUCAUCGUACCAGGGCUACCAAGGGUUCAAGUACUCCAACUCGAGCGCUAGCGAUCCGUACAUGCGAAGAGACUUAGCCUACCAUUACAGAUUGUCGCUGCCUUACAAUGGGAGUCACUACCAACGGGUCAGGUAUAUGGGCACCCCCAAUAGAAUGAAGUGCUGUCAACUGCAGGAUUACCAGUUGUCAAAGUCCAGCCCUGGGUCGAGCUCGAGUAGCAGCUCUGUCACAAGCAGGCGAGUACAAUAA